Solanum verrucosum is the source of this 2271-nucleotide messenger RNA. RefSeq lists its product as uncharacterized. Gene Ontology annotation, biological process: transmembrane transport. Gene Ontology annotation, cellular component: plasma membrane. Gene Ontology annotation, molecular function: transmembrane transporter activity. The transcript is spliced from 3 exons. The coding region runs from base 1 to 2271 and encodes 756 amino acids. NCBI's taxonomy places the organism in Eukaryota, Viridiplantae, Streptophyta, Magnoliopsida, Solanales, Solanaceae. The record is from RefSeq and is a predicted model, not a curated record.
AUGAGCGCCGCCGCAAGUACCACCGUGUCCGGGGCGGAGCACAACCGCAUUAUGUGGCGGAUGCGGCUGCACUCCGCGAUUCGGACUGUGGUAGCAUAUAGUAUAAUUGGCUGCUCCACCCUAUACGGACCACCUUGGUUAAAAAAAUUAGUAACAUUUCCAGCAUUUGCAUAUGUAACAGCCACUCUCGUCACUAGCGAGUCAACGCUAGGUGACACAUUGAGUGGCAGUUGGCAUGCAAUACUCGCCAUGGUGCAAACCAUGCCGCUAUCCAUGCUUGGUGUAUGGAUAGCAAUAGACAGUGGACGCAACACGCUGUCGCCUGUUGCGUCCACCCUGGCAUUGGGAGUAACUUCGUUAUUGGUGGGUAUCGUAGAGUGUACACAUAUUAGGUGCAAAAAAAUUGCUUUUGGGCAGUUGGUGCUUGUGUUUGCUGAUGGUGUUAUUCGUGGAGUGCAUACGAGUGUUUUUGUUCACCCUCUUCGUGUUGCAUGUAGCACGGUACUUGGGAUCGUUGCUUCACUUCUUGCUUUUUUGCUUCCUUAUCCGAAGCUAGCUUACUUUGAGGUAAGGAAACUACAUCAAUUAUAUGGUGAAAUCUCAAAAGAGAGAGUGGAAAUAUAUUCAAGAGCAAUCACUUCCCAAGACAAUCUCAUUGCAGUUGAACUUUUGUCCAAAGCCAAGAUCCUUUCUCAAACUGGAGCCAAGCUUCUCCAAAGCAUCAAACUUUUGAAGGGAGGGCUAAUGUGGGAAACACCUUGGAUCCGAUUUUUCAAAUCAUGUUCAGAAAUUCCAAGAGACAAUGAGAUCCAAAACAUGGAAUUAACCAUAAGAGGAAUGGAAAUCGCGUUAACAUCAUGUCCUUCCUUUUCCACUGGCCUAGUGAAUGAAGGCGCGUUACUACAUGUAUCUGAGCAAAUCCAUCGAAAAUCAGAUCAAGUCACUCAUCAAGCAACAAAAGGAUCAGACUUUGCCAAUAAAUCCAUCUUGCUCCAUAAUGAUACCAUACCUCCAUCACAAACAAACCUACCUGCAUUUUUCUUCUUAUUUUGUUCAAAUAUGUUGCUCACCAAUUCAUCCACAUUACAUAACGAUGAUUCACGAACACCUUGCCAUAAGAGCUGGAUGAACAUUAGACCAAGAAAAGAAACGAUUAUGUUUUCGUUGAAGUGCUCUAUUACAUUAGGCCUAGCUAUGUGGCUAGGCCUGUUAUUCGACAAACAAAACGGUUUUUGGGCAGGGCUAACAGUAGCCAGUACUUUAGCACAAGGCAACUUAGCAACAUUUACUCUUGCUAAUGCUCAGGCACAAGGAAUUACAUUUGGAUCAGUCUAUGGAGUCUUAAGUUGUUCUGUUUUCCAAAAAAUCGAUAACUUAAGGUUCUUACCUCUUCUCCCUUGGAUCAUUUUCAGCAGUUUUCUAAAACAUAGCAGGAUUUAUGGUCCAACAGGAGGAAUUUCCGCGCUAUUAGGAGCCGUGAUGAUCUUAGGACGAAAAAACUAUGGCCCUCACAACGAAUUCGCCAUCAUAAGACUAACAGAAACUUUCAUUGGACUGUCUUGUUUCGUCGUGGUACAGUUUAUAAUGUACCCGAAACGAGCAGCCAAUCUUGCUAGGAAUCAACUGCACUGCACUUUAGAUAUUCUCAAAGAGUGCAUGAACCAAAUAGUACAAAAAGAUCAUCAAGAAUUGCAAGAGUUAAUGGAAAAACAGAGGAAAUUAAAAUCCAAAAUCCUAGACUUGAAAAAAUUCUGUUUUAAUGCAGAGUUAGAGCCUGAUUUUUGGUUCCUUCCUUUUAAUGCAACAUGCUACAAAAAGCUCCAAGAUUCAUUGUCGAAAAUCGAUGAUUUAUUUUACUUCAUCGUCUACAAUAUCAAGAACGUAUCACAUGAUUUUCAAAACAGCGGUGUUGAUUACAAAGAGCUACAAAAAUGUAUGAAUGAUGAAUUGAAGAAAUUGAAGGAAAGUGUGAUUUCGUCGAUAAGUACAUUUCUUGAUAAGCCUAGUUUGAUCAAGUUGUUCCCAGAUGAUGAUCUUGAAGAGGGGAAAUUUAGUAAAAUAAAUGAUCAAAUAACAGAUAGAGGAAUAAGUUUUUGCUUUGAGAGAUCAAAAGAAGUGAUUGAUAGAAUAUUGAGUAGCCAAGGAAAAGAGGAACUGAAAGAAAAGUCAAUUAUUUCAUUGUAUGCUUUGGGAUAUUGUAUUAACAACAUGUUGAAAGAGAUCAAAGAUGUUAAAAUAGUUAUGAAGGAAUUGGCACAGUGGGAAAGGUAA